Messenger RNA from Hypanus sabinus (Atlantic stingray), 6593 nucleotides. RefSeq names its product aryl hydrocarbon receptor-like. Gene Ontology annotation, cellular component: aryl hydrocarbon receptor complex; nucleus. The record is from RefSeq and is a predicted model, not a curated record. Gene Ontology annotation, biological process: regulation of transcription by RNA polymerase II. Gene Ontology annotation, molecular function: nuclear receptor activity; protein dimerization activity; transcription cis-regulatory region binding. Lineage: Eukaryota; Metazoa; Chordata; Chondrichthyes; Myliobatiformes; Dasyatidae. The transcript has 11 exons. The coding region runs from base 199 to 2598 and encodes 799 amino acids.
ACCACUACUUGGGGCUACAUGUUCAGACCUAAUGACGACCAGCACCAAUUUCUAGACCCAUGUUGUCGGAUUAUAUUGAGUAGAUGCGCGCGCGCGUGUUUAGUGUAAUCUGGAGGCGAGAGGUGCACACUGAUACCAACUGGAACUCUUGUUGUAUUUCCUCAUCUCGAAGCUUGCCCGGGACCAGGAGCGAGCACCAUGAUCCCACUCGGAGAGUGCAUGUACGCGGGGAGGAAACGGAGGAAGCCCAUUCAGAAACACAAGUCAACACCGACCAGUGUGAAGUCUAAUCCAUCCAAGAGACAUCGAGAUCGUCUGAACGCUGAGUUAGACCACCUGGCCAGUCUCCUGCCAUUUCCACCUGAUAUUAUUUCUAAAUUGGAUAAACUUUCAGUUCUUCGCCUGAGUGUUAGCUACCUUCGAGUAAAGAGCUUUUUCCAAGCCUUGGAAGACACAGAGCUGAAAAAGGAGUCUCACCAUCUUCUCACCCACAACACGAGGGACAAUCAGACCACGGCUCUGAUUAGGAAUUUAUCACCAGAAGGAGAGCUUCUGCUGGACGCUCUGGAUGGAUUUGUGCUGGUGGCGAGUGCCGACGGGAUGGUCUUUUACGUGUCUCCCACAGUUAUCGACUACCUGGGAUUUCAUCAGACUGACAUGAUGCACCAGAGCAUGUACGACUUCAUCCAUGUUGAUGAUCGACAGGAGUUCCAGAGGCAGCUACACUGGGCUAUGAAUCCGCCACAGCAGAUAUCUGGGCACGAUCCUUCAGGCCAGGGAACUAAUAGUGAAGAGAAUCUGAGUUCUUUCAAAGUUUACGACCCAAAACUUCUGCCGCCGGAAUUUUCUCCAUUCCUAAACCGUUAUUUUGUCAUCCGAGUCCGUUGCCUACUGGACAGCACUUCAGGAUUCCUGACGAUGCAGUUCCAAGGCAGACUGAAGUACCUGCAGGGACAGAGGAAGAAAGAUAAGUCUGGUGCUGCCCUUCCACCGCAGUUGGGCUUGUUUUGUAUUGCCAUGCCUCUGCUGCUCCCAUCCAUUGGUGAAAUGAAGCUGAAAAGCUUGCUCCUGAAGACCAAACACAGGCUUGACCUCAGCCCCAUGACACUUGGUGCAAAGGGCAAAGCAAUUGCAGGAUGGUCAGACGCAGAGCACCGAACAAGAUCUGGCUGCCAUUAUUUCCACUUUACGGAUGUCUUGUGCCGUGCAGAGAAUCAAAUCCGAAUGAUGAACACUGGAGAAAAUGGCCUCACGGUCUUCAGAGUGCUCACAAAAGAAGGUCAUUGGGUCUGGUUCCAAGCUAAUGGCCAUCUGCCCUAUAGGAACAAGUCUGCAGAAUACGCCACAGUGCCACAAGAGGAAUUCAAGGACACAGAUAGAUCCAAGGAAGAGCAUCUAAGGAACCAAUCAAGCAUUGACCAAUCAGGCAGCACAAAUGGGUUUCUGUACAGCAACUGCAAUGAUAUACCUUUGCAAUUAAAGCCACUAUAUGACCAGGCACCAGUGAAAGAAGGGAGAGAAGAGAAAUAUGAGCCCAUUAGAAGUGAUGGUGGUGUCAGCCAGAAUGAACCCCUUAACUUUUGCACAUCAUUUCCCAGAUCUGCAAAGGGUUCUGUUGCAGAUGACUUAUGGGUAUCGGAAUACAGCAGAGGCCUAUCAAAUCUGCAGCCUCUGAAACUCAUGGGGAGAACAAACAAUGAUCCUGGUCGACUGGCUAAAAGCUUCUGUGGCAGAAGCAGACUGCUUUCUGAGCCUCAGCUCAGGGAUAAAACACAGACCUCAAGCUUCCAAAACAUAGUCCAGAACUUCCGGGCUGUUGGAGAGAAGGUGCAGCAGCGGCAGUUGUUCGACCUGCACUCUGCUAACAUGGAGAGCUACCGAGCUGAAAGCUGCAAAUCGGAAGAUGUUACACCAAUGUGCAGUCCCAUUAGUCAAAAGUCAAGGGAUUUUCCCAUGGAGUACUGUAAUAGUGCAGAUUUGUUCCAUGGGGUGCAGGUCAAAAGUGAGUACAAUGUGGAACUGCACAAUGGGCUAGGGGGGGCUAUCGACUCUCCAAGUCAUCUCUGGGUCGACAAUGAAAUGGGAAAGAAGAUGGUGGCGAACCUUCCAGGACAGCAGCAGUUAAAGAGCGAUUCCAACACACUAGAGCAGUUGUCACCCUGUGAGAAACUGAAGACUCUCCUGCCAAGUCCAUUGUGUGGAGCCAGCACAGCUAAAGGCAGUUGCGUGUGGAUGGUGGGCAGUGCUUGCAACCACAGUAGGCCUUCAAAGCAAGGAAUGGACAUGGUUCAUUUCAACCCACAAAGAGCCACGCACCCCUGUUGCUCUCACAGUGAUCAGCCCACAGACUGUUUGCAAGCACACAACUAUCCUCGCCAUACUAUCCAGGAUAAGGGCCCAGGGCAGGAUGAAUAUAAAGUGCCACUGCAGUUCAAAAGUCAUGAUCUAAUUCACACAGUCAUCAAACAAGAACCCUCACCUUCUCCUCCUUGGUCUUGUGAUAAUCUGCAUAACAUACAGGCAGGCUUGCAAAAAAAUAUGCCCAGUUGUUUGAUCAAUUCGUUGAGUCAUAAGAUUACACAAAAUGCAUACUUGUAAUUUUUUAAACAGAAGAAAUCAUUGUGCAUAUUUUAAAAGUGCUUGGUUUAAAGAUUGUGGUCCUAAAGUCAGAUCUGUCAUUCCAUUGUUUAUUUUUCAAAUUUGUCAAAGAAUUUUAUUAUAAAUAUUGCUUAAGAUAAUAUUGCAUGUGAAAGUUCAGUCUUAGAACACAGGAAUCAUUGUAAAGUUCAGCUUUUUUAAGUUUGGGUUUGUUUAAGAAAGAUGCAGUCAAAAUAACGAGAACUCGCCUUAAAUUGAAAUCAAUCACAGAAAUAUUAUCAGACAGAAUUUGACGUUGAGCCACAUAUUACAGCAGCAUGACCAAUGCUUGAAAAGUGUCUUAAAAAAGGAGAGUGGGGCAGAAAAAAAACAGGUAAUUCAAGAGGUUUGGACCAAACUUCUGAAGAUACAGCCACUAGUGAAAAUACAAUGGAAUCCAGUCAGGUUAAAAAAUACUUCAGUUCCAGCUCUUAUCCUUGAGACAGAAAAUCAGUGCUCUGCUGAUAAUAUCUUGUCCCAAAAUCCAUACAUCAAGGUUUAUGUCCAUCAGUGUUAGAUUUUUACAAUCUUAACUGAUUUAGUUUAAUUAUGAGCAUGGAUUUCCAGCAUAUGAUAACAAAAUUGCAGUCAGAAUAGAAUAGCUGGACUUCACUCCAGAAUGACAAAACUGUAAUUAUCUCGGUAUUGCUCCACAAAUCCAGCACCAAUCAGGAAUUGCACUGAAAGCCUACUUGUCUCUAUUUAGCGUUUAGUUGUUACAAUGUAAAAAUGGCUCAGUGUACACGACCCGCAGAAAGCUUUCCAUUCUAUCAAAUUGAACAAAAGAGAUUAGUUAUCUCGCCUGGGGAUAAUUUCCUCCAUUAAAAGUUACUAACCAUAUACAAGUUCUUGCUAAAAUCAGUGCAUUGGACGACAGAGUUUGGGGGUGAGUUGCAGCAGUCUAUUGGAUUUCUGAAGGCAAAAGAUUGGGGCUGAGAGCGAAAAUGGAUCAGCCAUAGUGAAAUGGCAAGGAAGACUUGAUGGGCCAAAUGGCCUAUUUCUGCUCCUGUAUCUUACGGCCUUAUGGAUUACAUCGAGCUGGUGUGCAGGAUCACAGUGUCCAUCUAUACAUUAAUGUUAUUACUGGAGUGGUAAUUCAAAUGCACAAGUUCAAAUUACCAGAAAUAGUGAUCAUGAAAUGAUCAAGUUAUCAUAAAAUCUCAUCUGGUUCUCUAACGAACUUAAGGGCAAACUCCUACUGAACUUCCCUGUUCUGGUCCAUGUGUUACUCUUAAUCCUGCUCUGAGAGUGGCUUUGUUUAGCACACAGGAUGAUCCAAAAUUGGCAUCCAAUGCCAUCCAAAUGCCACGUGUUCCUGCAACGUCACUCUUUUUCUAUGUAGAAUUUCAGCAACAAUUUGCAUUUAAAUAGCACUUUAAAUUCCCCGGUAAGACAAGUAAAAUUUAUCAUGAGGAAGUAAUCCUUUCCAAUUAUUUGACUUCAGCAUAAAAUAGAAGGACCAUAUUCUAUCAAUUGAUUAAUAUCUUAAUGCAAUUUUCAUAUAUAUAUAUACCACACAGAUAUGAAUGUCAGUAUUAUUUUUAACAAUAAAUAUUGAGGCAAUAAUGAAGUUAGGGUUUUGUUUUUAAGUAAUAUUUUGUCCAUUGAAAUGCAGCAAGAUUGAUUACAUUUCAUAAAAAGUAAAAGGGUACACUUUUUAUUCAUUAUGGAGAUCUCACUGUGGUAUUUCAAUCCAACUUCCUCACAAAGAUUAAUCUAGGCCCUGGUUUUACAUAAUAAUUGUAAAACUUAUUGGUGCUUGUUUCAGUUAUACCUUGAAAUUAAUAUGACAGGUUUCCACACAUGUGUAACUUAACGUGGGAAUCCUGAAGCAGACAUCCAUAAUUCAGCCUUUAUUCACUGGCUGGAGCUUUGAGCAGCUUUGGAAUGGAAUCCAAAGGAAAUAGAUUGAAUUGGUAAGAAAUUCAGAUUCUUAUAAACUAGUUUCAGUAAGAAUACUAAGGCUUAUGUAACAGGGAAGAGGUUGACAAUCAGCCAUGCUUUUAUAGAAUGAAGAUACAGAUUUAAUAUCUGACUCUAGCUUCUAUCGCUAACAUUCUUAUAUUAUUAAAUAUUACACUUUUUUGCAUGAUACCUAAAUGAGUGUUUAAAUAGCAUUCUAAACAAUAUUUACUACUCACUGAGUUUUUUGGCCAAAACACAAAACACAUUUUAUGGAUGUGGAUUGUAAUUUCCUCAGGGAAAAAAAAUAUCAAAAUAUAGUGACAUUUGGUUAAAUUAGUUUUGACUAUUUAAUUUAUUAUAUUUUAGCUUUUACUUUAACAUAAGUGUAUAUUUUAAUCUUUAUUUUGCACACUGCUGAAUGUUUAAAAUAUUAGCUUAAAAUAGGUUCUUUUCUACCUAGUUAGGUGUUUCUGAGAAUUCAGUUUGACUUUCUGUCUGAUAGGAACAAAAGUUUGUUGAGAGUACUUCCAUGCCUUUGAGAUCAUUAAAUAUAUACAGAGGUCAUUACAUUACUUCUUUGCUAACUGCGGAAUUUGGGCCAUAAUUUUCCUCAUUUAUUUUCAGUACCUUCCCAUUGUUUCCUGGACAUUGACUUUUGCAUAAAUUUUCCAUCACAAUGCAAAAUGAAUUCACUUUUCUAACAUCAACUACAUCUAGUAUUAAAAUAAAAUGUUGAGGAUAAUCUUUGAUUCAAUGUUUACUCACUGCUGAAGUUUGCUAUCAAUGUUGCUGCUCAUUUCUCAUAACUAAGUGCAAACGCAGCAAUAAUGUAUAGAAAGCACUUAUUUAUUUACAACAUCAUUUAGGUUCUACAGAUAUGUAUUAUCCUUAAUACUAUGUUUUUGUUUGCUUUCUAUAGAAACAAAAAGUGAUGUUGGGUUGAUUUGAUUGAAAUGAGCAAGUACAGGCUGCUUCAAAUAUGCGCCUGAAGGGAAACUUCAUAAAAAUACUUACUGCUGCGGGAUAGAGAUGUUUGGCAGUUCAUCGGCUAUGAUUGAGCUUCUAUUCCAUGCCAGUUCCCUUCUUCUCUUUUAUAGAGUGCAGUAUUUUUGCACUAAAAUGUACCAGUUGCUAUUACUUUAGAGAUUAUUGCAGUGGAUGUAUAAGAUCCUUUGCAAAUUUUCAAUCAUGUUUUACGCUCAGCUACUGUUUGAAGUAGAGUUCUAUAUACUAAGCUGAGAUGAAGGUUAGUUUCCAGGUUUAUCAGGGACAAUAAAAGGAAGUUAUAUCAUGCAUGCCUUCUGCUGUUAUGAUAUUUUGAUUAUGGAUUUUUAUAUCUAUAUCAUUUAAUGGAAGUUGUGUUAAAUCAAGGCCUUCUCUGUGCACUGAGAUGAAGACUGUUAAAUAGUUGCACAGAAUAUCAGAGAACUUUGUCCCUUAAGCUCAUUGAAGGAACAGCUGAUCUCAUUAUUUUCACAUUGUAGGCUGCGAAAGCUUGCCAUGCUGAGAUUACUACACAUCUUAUGGUAGAACAGUGACAACAGGUCACAAAUAAAUCUUCAAACUUCCUAAGACAAUGAAAAAGAACUGAAAGUUUGUUUCAGCUUUUAUCAAUGUAAGCUUAUGAUGUUCUAUAUUGUCCCAAUCUUUGUGACUCUUCAAUUCCACUUAUAAAUGUGGAUUUAUAGAAUUUAUUGAGAGUAUAAGAUAACCCAUGCAAAUAAAAUACUUUUAAUUUUGAGUUUUAAAGAUAUAUGCAACUGUUAUUUUACAGAUGUUCAUGGAAAUUAUUGUCCACUGAAAAUAUUUUGGAGCAUCUGUGUAAAAGAGUUUACAAUAUUAAUCUCAUUAUCUCGUUACUUGGAAUUAAGAAAAGAAUAUUUGCCUUAAUUUUUUUACUGAUAAUGUGGAUUUACCAAGAAAAACAUAUGGAACAUUUCAGUUUUUUAAUAAUCAAAUAUACUCUAGAGUGAAGGAUUGUUAUGUUUUUGCCAUAUUGGAGUAAUUAAUUAUUACUUUAUAGCUACAAAACAUUGAAAAUUGUAUUAUAA